AUGACGGAAGAGGACCGAGUUGAUAUCUCCGAGGAAGUCAACCCACCGAUUCCAACUCAUUCCCAACCGUCCCCGGCACACGCUCCGCCGCCUCCGACUCCUGCAGGCAUACUCCCGGCGUAUUCGGGCGCCCCUCCGACACAUCUCCCGCCCUCGACGUCUUCAGGGGCGCCCCUUCCACCAGUCUCACUGACAUCAUCCGCCUCUGAUAACCAAGCCCGCAUCACGGCACUCGAGGGCACGGUCAACCAAAUGACCGCCAACAUGGCAGAGCUGCUCGCCCUACUUAGAGGACCGAACCGCGCAUCCUCGAGCUUCACACCUCCACCGAGACAAGGGUCGACAGUCGAUCCGACCCCUUGGGUUCCGCCAACUCAAGCCCCGGAGAACAUGGAUGCGCCCGCGCCACCAACACUGCAUACGUCCAUGGCUCACCCCUUUACCAGUCCAUUUUCGCCACCGCCGGCCCCCACAACCGUCCCUCUUCCACCGGUGGCGUUCCUCACUUCGAAUCAGGUCCUAUUCGCGCCGCCACCUGUUUCCAUGCCGGCCCCGGCCGCGAUCUAUACUGUCCCUCCGCCGAUGGUUUUUCCGGCCUUAAGCGCACCUGCUCCGACUCACCCUCAAGUCGCGGAUCUUCCCUCCUAUCCGCCUCCACAACCUCACAUCAACUUCUCCUACCAAACACCACCCCCUAUAAACACCACCUUCCUCGAACCAGGCAUGCCGAUUCACGCGGCCCAGGUCGCUUCACCAACGCACUUUUUCCCCGAGGCCGACGACGAGCAGGAGCGUAGACUGAAGCGAAUGGAAGAGACGAUACGGGCCCUACAAGCAAGUGAUACACGACCGGAUGCGCGCUACGGUGACUGUAGUCUUUUCCCGGGAAUGCGGCUGCCCCCGAAAUUUAAGAUCACGGAGUUCAAGACCUACGGAGGCACGACAGAUCCGCGACACCACCUUCGCCAUUACCGAGGGAAGAUGCUACAGUAUUGGGGGUACGAGGAGUUCGUCAUCCACUCCUUCCAAGACAGCCUCUCGGGAUCCGCUCUCGAUUGGUUUAUGUCACUGAAGGCCGAAGACAUUCCGACGUGGGCAGACCUUUCCCGGAAGUUCAUCGACCAAUAUCAGUAUUGCGCCGAAGCACCUCCCACCCUUUUGGAAUUAAGCACAAAGGAGAUGGCGCGGGGCCAAAGAGGGAUAAAUUAUUCGCACCUGUUGGCCCACACCUCUUCGUUCUCCAACCCCAUCGAAGCCGGGAAAAAGCUUGACUUGGGGAUCAAGCUCGGCAGGAUGGAGGGCCCCACCGGUAAAGGAGAGGAAUCCUCGAAUAAGGUCCCUGCCACGACAUCGUCUUCCAGCGGAAGGAGAGGGAAGGAAGUUUCAGUGAACGCCGUCAAUCCACCACAACCGACGCCCCAGCAAUACUCGGUGAAUUUCACGACCUCACCAACUGCCGCUCCUGCCUACUUCCCCCCGCCUCUACAGCAUCAACACCAUUCGGUCUAUUACUCGGCUCCACCGGGCCCGCCGCCAAUGGCCUCACAACCGUUUGACCACCACUACGCACCCUCGCCGACGUCGCCCAGGCCCCUGAUCCGACCGAUAUCCCCAGGCCCGAAUUUUGACCCGUCCAUUCAGGAUCAAUCUAAACGCUGCGAGUAUCAUCAAGGUGCGCCGGGGCACACUCUCGAUAAUUGUUGGAGGUUGCUAGACGAGAUCCAAAAGAGGAUCGACAGCAACAGGCUCACCUUCAAUGCCGUCAGGCCCCCGAAUGUGCAGGACAACCCCCUCCCGGACCAUAGGCCGAGUUCGGGGCCUUCCAUCAACAUGAUCUUCGUAUGCACCUCGGGGAGGGACGAGGACGUGCAGGAUAACCCCCUUCUCUUCGUGAUCGACUACACUCCCGAGGAACCCACAGUUGGAUUCGUGGGGCACAAGGCCUCGUCGACUCCAUUCGUCGUGGAUGUCCCCGCGCGAGAACCGUGUGCAGACAGCAAGGUCCCCUGGACCUAUGAAGGAAGUAUCGGGAGUGUCGAGCAGCAGUUUAGUGUCAUGGGGGUGACACGUUCGGGGCGGGUGUACGAGAACCCGGCAGCCAAGGACAAAGGGAAGGCGCCCGCCACUGAAGUUGCGGCAGCGCCCGAAAGCUCGCCUUUUCCGUCCAAGAGGGUGACCGAAGAGGAAGUCGAAGUAUUCGUGAAGAUCAUAAAGGCGAGCGACUACAAAGUGGUCGAGCAAUUGGCCAAGUCCCCGGCCCACAUCUCAUUGCUUGCCCUCCUCCUAGGCUCGAAACCUCACCGAGAAGCCCUCCUCCGGGUACUGACCGCGGCACAGGUCCCCAAGGAAACGCCUCCCGAUAGGAUAAAGGAGACCGUCGGUUCCAUCUUCUCCAAUUCCAUCUCGUUCGCGGGCAUUGCUAAUCAUCGGCCGGGUCAUGAUUGA
Molecule: messenger RNA, 2445 nt
Organism: Punica granatum (pomegranate)
Lineage: Eukaryota; Viridiplantae; Streptophyta; Magnoliopsida; Myrtales; Lythraceae
Source: RefSeq, a predicted model, not a curated record